Molecule: messenger RNA, 2449 nt
Organism: Daucus carota subsp. sativus
Lineage: Eukaryota; Viridiplantae; Streptophyta; Magnoliopsida; Apiales; Apiaceae
Product: sister chromatid cohesion protein PDS5 homolog D
Exons: 12
Coding region: 249-2189 (646 amino acids)
Biological process (GO): DNA repair; mitotic sister chromatid cohesion
Cellular component (GO): nucleus; chromatin
Source: RefSeq, a predicted model, not a curated record
ACACAGUUUUUAUUUUUUAUUUUAUUUUAUCUUUGCAUCAUUCAUAAUUUCAGAUUAAUUACAGAGGAACAAAGAAUCAAUAGUUCUGGUUGCGAACACCAGCCAUUUACAUACCCAAAUAUUUCUUAAGUUGCAAAGCUGAGGGCUUGCACAUGCUUUGCCAAUUGCCAGGAAACAAGCCCCAGUUCACAACCCUAGGGUUUUAAUUUACGAUUUUGAGGGCAAUUCAAAGGGUUCUUGAAAUAAAAAUGUCAUCUUUAUCGAGCUCUGAGCUUGCAAUUGAGCUCAGAAAGGUUGGAAAUAAGCUCUUAGCAUUGGCAUCAUGUGUUACUACUCAAGUGGAAGAGCUCCUUCAAAUUCUCGAUGAACUAGAAGGGCUUUUAUCCAAGGUUGAGCAGGCACCAUCUAGAUCCAUGCAAGAUGCACUUUACCCCUCAAUGAAGGCACUAAUUUCUAAUCAGUUGCUGAAGCAUACUGAUACUGAUGUGAAAGUAUCAUUAGCAUCUUGCAUGAGUGAGCUUAUAAGAAUAACUGCCCCGGACGCGCCUUAUGAUGAUGCUGAAAUGAAGGACAUUUUUCAGCUGACAGUAAUGGCAUUUGGAAUGUUGUCUAACAAAGAUACUCGUGGUUAUUCCAAAGCCCUUCAUAUUCUUGACAAUAUUGUAAAAGUCAAAGCAUGCUUAUUGAUGCUGGACCUCGAGUGUGAUGGAUUAAUUGCCGACAUGUUUAAACAGUUCCUGAGUAGCAUUAGGUACAUUUCCCUAUCUGUCGUAUUUCAACAAAUGGAAUAUAUCAUGACUCUUACCUUGGAAGAAAGUGAAGAAAUUCCAGAAGAGUUUUUGAGCUCCCUCCUAAGUAGCGUCAAUAAAAAAAAGGAGAAUGCUUUGUCCCGUUCUUGGAGAUUGGGAGAGAGCGUCUUAAGGAACUGCGCAGGAAAACUCCAGCACUUUCUCCCAAAACUGGUCAGAUCCAGAAACCUGAGCUUUGAUGAUUAUUCCAUUGUAGUUGCUUCCAUAUGCGAGAACUCCCCUAAAGAUAAACAUGUGGCAGCUUUAGAGACUGAUCCAUCUGCUACGAAACCAUCAGAGAGUCUCAUAGAUGUCGGCACUGGUCAAAAAGUAACAAACGGAACUUUGUGGGGGGGAAAUUCGUUGAGAACGUUAGAACACAGUCUGUUGGCUAAGCAGCAGGGAAAUAACAAAGCUCAACUGCCUUCACAAGCUGAAAAAUCAGAUGUAACUGGAAUAGUGCAAGUGAAAGCAGCUACGACUCCAAAGAAAAGGGGAAGAAAACCUAAAUCUCUCCAAAAACCAGAAGAGGGCUCAGGAAUCCCACAUGGUAUCAGUGUUUUUGGUGAGAAAUUGGUCGGACGCAGAAUAAAGGUCUGGUGGCCAUUGGAUAAAUUUUUUUAUGAGGGAGCGGUUGCUUCUUUCGACUCUGUAACACAGACGCACAAGGUAUUAUAUGCUGAUGGUGAUGAAGAAACGUUGAAUUUGAAUAAUGAGCGUUGGGAUCUGCUCGAGGAACCUACAAUGGAAUAUUCAAGUCCUGCUGCUGCAUCUCAUAAAUCAAUGAAGAAGAAAGCAAAAAGAAAGUCUGCUUCCACGGAAAAACAAGGCACCCCCUCUUCAUCAAAAUGGCCUGGAUUUGCUGACAAAUCCAAAACUGAAGCUCCGAAAUGUAGCAGUGCUGAUAAUGAUUUUGUACUCGAUGCAGCAACUGCUGAUAGUAAUGCACAUGCUCCUAUUGAAGAUGACAAACAAAAAUCUAGUAGCCAGACAGAUGCUUCUAAGCCCGAUGUCCUUAGCAUUGCUGAUGGAGCAAACGGUAGCAUUACAGUAAAUCCAAACAAAACCGAUGCCAAACACAAGUUCGAUAGUGAGGAAGAAGCUAAAACACUGACAAUCAUCAGAGAGCCUGAGCCUUGUAGCAUUGUAGAAUGUGGUGGCGAGAGUGCAACCCAUACCAAAAUCACAGAGAAUGAUAAAUUACCUCAUGAGAAACUAAGCGAAGUUGGGGAGAUAGGAAUGUUGCCAGAUUCAGUCGAUGUAGAAUGUGGUGGCCAGAGUGCAACCCAUACCAAAAUUACAGAGGAUGAUAAAUUACCUCGUGAAAAACCAAGUGAAGAUGGGGAGACAGGAAUGUUGCCAGAUCCAGUCGAUGAGUUGAUGCACCCAGAAGCAAUUUAAUUAGUGCAGAGUAAAAGAUAGAGAUUAGCGGAUGUACACUACAAGCUGGAUCAAAACCAGAGUCUGAAGUGCAAGUUUUUACCGUACGUACCUACGAACUACCAUGACUUUUAACAUUCGGUACUUUUUGUAAACGUCGAUUUCAGUUCAAAUUUACUUGUCAUGCUAUGUCAGCUCUGCCAUUGAUAAAUAGUCGAAUCCUUAAAUAUAUAGCCUAGUGGCAAGGAUCGACUAGAAGUCAAAUUGUCAUUCUUCCUUCA